ACGCCUUGUUUUUGAACUUCAUUCUCUCUGGCGCUCUCUGUCUUUCGCAACUUUCUCUCGUUUGAUCUGUUGCCACCUCUACGAAGCCGGAAUUAACUCUUUUUACUUCCAUUAAUCCUCUGGCCUCAAGUCUAGCAGAAAAUUCUCCGGGUGGGAUUACUUAAAUUGCUUUCCCAAAUGAUCAAUACUGAAAGCAAUGGCAAUGGGAUCUUUCUUAGUGGUGCUGGCAGUCCUGCCGUGGAUAAGCAACCAUCUAGCACACUGAAAAAGAUGGUAUUAAGAGACGUGCAGAACGAAAAUGUUGGAUCAAUACAUAAGCAUCAAGAGAGUUUGCUUAUUGGAGGAGGAAAACCCAGUGGUGAUGCAAUUAAGGCCCGUGGAACGAAGCGACUUACACCUGAGCGCCUUUCGAAUUCCUCAGUUCAUUCCUCCUUGGCCUUCAGUGGUCCAAAUGAGAAUAUUACGAACACACAUAGAAGAUUAGAAUUAGAACUAGGAAGUGGACGACUCCCAAAGAAUGAAGGCAAAUAUUCUGGUUGUCCUAAAUCAAGGAAUUUGUGUCCAUUGCCACUGGAAAUAUCUAAAAAGCAAACACUUACGAGGGAGAGUAACAUUCCUCGUGUUCCUGUAGCUACUUCUAAUCAUAUGAGUCCAGUGAUGGUUUUUUCAAGUGUUGGACCUUCAGUUCCCAGCUCUCUUGGUAAUCACAGAAAUAGCACCCAAGCUCCAGGAUCUGAUUGCCUCAAUGUCUCUUCAGAGCUACAUCAUGUAGUUGAUUCUAAGGACAACAGUGAUCAGCUAAGAACAGAACGAUUUAUUCGCCUGCAGAAUUUUUUGAGGCAGUGUGAUGAAGCUAAUCAAAUGGAUCGCGUUCAGAUGCUUUUAAAUUUAUCUCCUCUUGAGCUUAGCAAACAUGCCGUUGAAUUGGAGAAGAGAGCAAUUCAAUUGACAAUUGAUGAAGGAAAAGAGAUGCAACGGAUGAAGGCACUGAAUGUUUUGGCAAAAUCUUGCCCAACAAAAGUUCCAUUGUCAUCAAAUCAUUUACUACAUUCCAACAAGGAUAAGUGAUGAAGUAUAUAACAAUAUCUUGAGGUGCAGAAGGACGCCUUCAGGAACUCUAUUUGUACUUACAUUCGGACCAAGCCUGAGCCAAGGGUUAUCGUCUGCUUCAAACAUUACUACAACCAGUUGCGUAGCUGUUGAUGAAACACAACCUUUUUUUUUCUUUUAAAUCAGUGAUGAUUUGCUGUGGGUAACACCAUAACAGAUGUUUGUGCUUUCACUUAUUGAAAUGCUCUCACUUUGUUUUCGCAUAUGUAUUAUGGAUUCAGAAGCAACUCUAUUUAACUCUCUUUGUUGUUUAUGUUAUGCUUCAUGUUGGUUAAACAUUUCAUCUUAUGUAGUUAUGUUAGUUUGAUUACAUCAUAAAUGGAGACGACACAUGAUAAAUUA
Messenger RNA from Olea europaea var. sylvestris, 1452 nucleotides. RefSeq lists its product as uncharacterized. Lineage: Eukaryota; Viridiplantae; Streptophyta; Magnoliopsida; Lamiales; Oleaceae. The coding region runs from base 178 to 1068 and encodes 296 amino acids. Gene Ontology annotation, biological process: regulation of DNA-templated transcription. Gene Ontology annotation, cellular component: DRM complex. The record is from RefSeq and is a predicted model, not a curated record. The transcript has 4 exons.